AUGUUCUAUACUAUUCCUGAGUAUAGUCGACGCUCAUGGCUUUUUAUGACUGCCGUGACUAAUCAGUUAAUCCCGCUCCCUAGGAACGCUUCCUUUGAGAUCCUUGCCGCCACCCGCAACUCGCAAUCGCCCUCGGCCCAGAGUCUCUCUAGGCUAUCGUCAAACAUCAAACUGGUGGAAGUAAAUCUGGACGACCCAGCAGCAAUAUUUCAUAACGCACACCGCGCUGAACAGAUACCCAUUUGGGGUGUCUUCAGUGUCCAGACCUCCGUUGAUAGAGGCGGCGAGGCAAAGUCGCCUAACAACCCUACCCGCAUCCCGCACUUUAUUCACAAGCAUAACAUCGAGCACCACCUCAUACAGCAGGCCAAGGUGAAUGAUAUGCAGUGGCUCAUCCUCCGCCCUACCGCGUUCUACGAAAACCUUGUCCCCCGCUUCUUUGGCAUAAUCUUUGCGACCUGCUUCAAGAUGGCGCUGAAGGGAAAGCCUCUACAGCUAGUGGCUACCAGCGGCAUUGGAUACUUUGCUGCUGAGGGGUUUCUGAACCCCAAGAAAUACGCGGGUAGGGGGCUGUCUCUCGCGGGUGACGAGUUGACCUAUGAUCAGUUUGUGGAGAUUUUUGAGCAAAAGACCGAGCAGACGAUUCCAUCGACAUUUCGGCCGCUCUGCUCACUUUUGCUGACUCUGAUAAAGGAUAUGGGCUAUAUGUUCAAGUGGUUUAUGACGAAGGGUACGGGGCGGAUAUUGCUAAGUUGA
This is a messenger RNA of Aspergillus nidulans FGSC A4, 756 nucleotides long. RefSeq lists its product as uncharacterized. Lineage: Eukaryota; Fungi; Ascomycota; Eurotiomycetes; Eurotiales; Aspergillaceae. The coding region runs from base 1 to 756 and encodes 251 amino acids. The transcript has 2 exons. The record is from RefSeq and is a predicted model, not a curated record.